Chara braunii is the source of this 6079-nucleotide messenger RNA. The record is from the annotation of a GenBank genome assembly. NCBI's taxonomy places the organism in Eukaryota, Viridiplantae, Streptophyta, Charophyceae, Charales, Characeae.
GGUUGAUGUUGGGACGUGCUAACUGUUCUGAGUGAAUGUGGGUUCAUUUCCUUCGUGUGUUUCAGGGAAUGGCUUCACACGGACGAGGCCGCUCCGCUGGUGGUUGCGCCCCGCAUGGAGAGGAGCGUCGAGGAACGACGUCGUCGCCGACAAGGGAAACGAGUCGGGGAGUUGGAGGUGGGGAGGAAGAACGACGUGCUCAAAACUUGUGGUGCGACUACAGCAAACGUGUCUGGUAUUUGGACUGGGCGAGCAAGGACGGCUCCGACCCUUUGCAACCACCGUGCGGGCCGCUCUUGUUCGUCGCCGUUCGCGCCGAGAGAACGCGUCUCGCAGGGUCCAUCGUCCAGUGGGUCGACGAUGGCGAAUACAAUUUCAAGUUUACGUUGAAGAACCAUUACAGAAGUGAUGGUUCUGUCGACGGCAUCGCAAAGGGAUGCAAGGUUGCCAGGAGGAUGUUUGGCGGGUACGGCCGUCGUGCGAUGUCUUUGCCUCACUUUGUCCCGCUAGCGCCGGGGCACGACGAGGCCGUUCACGUCACAGACUUCCUCGAGGUCUGGGCGAAAUCUGGUACCUCUGUCAGUGCCGUGGACGUCGGACCUGGAACAUCGAUCAGUGGUCCUGUUGGGUUCGCGGGAGGAGAGUGCUCUGAAGGGGGGAUGGGAGGUCAGGGUGGCCUUCCAGCUACGCCUCCAGAUCAAGAGGUGGGCAUGUCAGACGACUCGGAGGAUGACCAUCCGCGUGCUCCUUUGAAACCGGGCCUGCAUGUAUCUCGCCGCCACGGUUUGCUUGGGGAGUCGACGCCACAUGGAGGCGGCGAUGGCGAACGGUUGCGACAGGGCUCAGAAUCGACGACUCCUCGUGGUCUGGUCGAAAGGAUCGGUUCGUUCGUUCGUGGCAUGCAGGUGGYCGAGGUUUCGCCUGGAGAUCGAGCGGGUGGUCCGCAGGUUCGGGAGACCGAGUUGAGCCAGGAACGAGAAGCAAGUGGGAACGUCGCCGGUGAGGAGGAGGUGUCCGAGCAGGGGCUGUUCCGUGAGAGAUCGGCUGAAAAAACUCAGUCGGGAGGCAAGCGCAACUUGCCAGAUGAGGAAGAGCGAGAGAGAGUAGGUGCUCUGAAAAGGCAGAGAAAGGCAGGAGGGAGUGCUCGAACGCCAACAACACGAGAGGGCGGUUCCGUUGAGAAGAGGAAAAGGGUUGGAGGUGGGGAUGAAACGCCAAAAGACUCGUCGACACGGCGAAGAACCGGUGAGUCUUCCGGGAAACGGUCGAAAUCAUCCAGGGGGAAGAAAGCAGACGAGGGCGACAGCGGGGAGGGGGAUGACGACGUGGAGAUUAACCUCAACGCCUUUAACCUCGACAAUGCGUUCUUCCUUGAGAUGCAGACAGAGGUGCAGAAGGACAUCGUGUUGCACAUCCAUCCCGAAAGAAUAUUAGCUAUUCCAAACUGGGAAGACGCGUACAACCACCGAUCCUUGGACGAGUUCCUCGUUGAUACCAUCACGUCGGCUAUGAUCGACUGCUACGAACCCAAAGACAUGAGAUACACGAAGCCCAUUUUCGUUCUCGCUCCGAUCGUCGCGCCUCUAGAGAACGGCGAGCCUGCUGUGUGCAUGCUGCCUGCUGACUUCAACAGCUCACACCCGGAGAAAUACUGGUAUUACCCUGUGUGUGGACAGCAUAACGCAAGGGCGGCGAUGAUGGUGAAAGACCAUCCCGUGUUUGAUUACUACAACUUCUGUAAAUGGCCAUUCAGACCGAUCUACUUCCCUGACGACGAGUUCAACGGCUACGCCCAUGUCAGCUGCGAAGACAACAUGAAAGACAAGAAGAAUCCACCGCGCUUGCAGGUUUUGUCUAUGCGGGACAUUCGCAAUAUCUGGAAAAUUAAGGGCAAACCGCGUGUGGUGCUCGGCAAUGCCUCGAAGAAACAGGACGAGGUGCGAAAGUGGGAGUGGUCGAAAGGGAAACUCCUUGCUUCCGACGGCCGGCGUUGGACUGAAAAGCCGCCCACCCAUGAGGAGGUGGCCAAGCCAGGACUCUCCACUGUGACUAACAGCCAGGGGCUGAAGAAACACAUCUGGUACGUGAAGGUGGACGACCCGUCGUUGAAAAAGGGCAGGGGGAAGCCAAAGAAAGGCGCGGAGGAGAAAACUUUCUACGUCCAAGUUCCGGAGCCGGAUGUCCACUGCUGGAAGGAAUUGGUGGACUUGACGGACCGCGAGAAGAAAAGGCUGUUGAACGGCGUCUUGAACCUUAACGCCGUGUGGGUUCAAACAAGUAGCAAGAAGUUGGCCGAGCAGGGGAAGUUCAGUGUCAAGGAGAUGGUCGACAUAAUAAAAAUGGACCGGAUUAUGCUGAGGCUGCGGCACUACGUGGAGUUCGAGUACGAGGAAAUGGAUAAGCGGGAAUGGAAUGCCAACUCCACGUUCUUCAGGUCCAAGAAGCAACUGUUCGAAGAGUUCAAGGACAGAGGUCUCGACGACAAGCUUUGGAACGAGAGCAGGAAAUUUUUCACGGACACCACAUACGUCAACAAGUGCCCUCAGUUUCUCGGGUGUCAACACGACAACAACGUCAAGAGAACGACGGCCCUCGUCAACGACCAGCAUUUUCCGGCGGAGUGGAAGCAAAGUGACACUACGGAUGUGGAGGAGAAGUCUUUCAAGUCCUUGACUUUCGCGGACAUCGAAAACCUGACCCGGAGGGGGGCUCUGUACAAGGACGGCGAGCGAAAUCCGAAUCAGUUGUGCAAUCAGCUUCUUUUCUUCUGUGGUGUGGCGGAUGCCGUGCUGUUCUUGGGCAAGCCGCACGCGCAGGUGGUGUGGAGUCUGCUUCAGCAGGGAAGGCACGUCUUGGCCGUGGAUGGGGACACAACGCAGCUGGAAUACACCGUGCGGUAUGUCACCCAUGAAGUGUCGUCCAAGGCUUACCCAUGCGAUUUCCACCAUGUCGUGGUCGAGGCCGUUUAUGACCCGAACAAGGACAUGUUCUUCAGAUUGACUCCGAAGAAAAGGCGUCAGGUCUACUCCUUCCUUUACGGCGAACAACCAAGGUUGAGAUUUGACCCGCAGUACGUAGUGCAGAAGGCCAUUGCGGUCCUCCAGGGCUACCACGGAGCGAGUCGGGCCGGCGCUGUGAGCUUCAUUAAGAGGCUGGAAUAUGUCUUUUUUAACGAGGAUGUUGUCGAUCCGGCCGACUUCACUUUGGAUAAGUACAAGCUGGCAUUCGGUGAGGAGGACGACUUCAAUAUCGAGACUAAGCAGGAGGAGAGCAUUGAGGAUGACCUCUUCGAUAUGGACGGGCAAUUGGCCAUCUUCAACGCCCAAGUUUCUGAGUCGCCAUCAGUAUGCAAACCGGGGAUACCUCUCACUACACCUACCUUGGGCGGUCCCACGCCCGUGUCCUCCUCAGCGCCUGUCAAGAGGGGUGGGUUGUCCCGUCUGAGGAGUUCGCCGGGGGAGCCUAUUCGUUUCACGCCGCAGCCCGAACGUCUUCGACCCGGCCAUCCAGUUCCUCCGGACCAUCCGCAUCUCAAGGCUCCUGCGACUCCCUUCCACAUGGGCGACAAACACACCUUCUCCACAGCCGAAGAUUGGGGCCAUGAUAUCGUGUGGCACCCAGACCAUUUUCAGCCAGUCCUUCUCGACGGCGAAUGGGCAGUGGUUGUGAGGGACGUAAGUGGAGGGUGGAUAUAUGACGAUCAUUGGGACCUCGAGACAUUCGAAUCUCGCGCCUACGAUGCGGUAUUGGAGAGAUUAAGUGAGGUCAAUCGACGAAGUAAGGACGACCCUGCUCUUCGCGAAUAUGGGGACACGCUGUUCGAGUUAUUGCAGUCAAAUAAAUGGCUGGAAGUGUCCUCCGCAAUCCACGCCCUUCCGUCAAGCCCGUCAAUUAAGCAAGUGAGUUGGGAGUUGCCUGAGGUCACCCCGCCGGCAGGAGUUGUGAAGCGCAAGUCUCGCGGAAAGGACGUCGACGGGGAUGGUGAAGGCAGCGGGCAACGAGGUACCGGAGGUGGAAGUGAACCGCGUUCGAGGAAACAGCGGUCUCCGGGGCACGCAGGUGGCGGAGAGGGGAAGAAGGGCAGCCGGGAGAAGAAAAAGCCUCGCAGCGGAGAGAAGACGAAGUAUCACAGAGGAGACGGCAUGGGUCCGAUGUCGACCGCGACGAGGACGGACCCUGUGAUUAGCUCCACCAGCAAAACACAGUUUGUCGAUGCGGUUGGCGGGGCGGGUGUCGCAAAGCAUGGAACAUGCUUCGCUCAGCUCCAAAAACGGUUGGCAGAUUGUCUCGGAUCAAUCCGAACCUCGGAGACGACGUCGUUGUCUGGAACUCAAUGCCUUCGGGGAAGCGAGACGACAACAUACCACGGGUCCGGCAGCGACAAGCUGGAACCGUUAAUGCUAUGCGUGGAAGCCCACAAGGAGCUUCAGGCGGACUUUCCGACUGAGGGUGAGUUGGCGACCAGUUCCAAUGUCGAGCCCAACACACUCGGAGCCGAGUUAGCAAUCGUAAGCGACUCCCCGGUGAAAGCGAUCAUGUCGGCGUCAUUGGAAACUGCGGGGGCUCGGAUGAAUCCGAACCAGGGCCCUGUGAACAUGUCCCUCCCUGAUGCAUCUUUGGAGACGACCGUGAUUCGGAUUCAUCCGAGGCACACGGACGAAGGACUUCAACUGGCAGGCGUUGAGGGUUGUCGACUACUGACGACUUUGGACAAGGACAAUACCGCCGACGACCGGAUUGAUCCGACACUCAGCGACGUCGGGAUGGAGCUACCAGUUCAGUCGGGAUACGACGAUCCCUUGUACUCCGCCCUUCACAACGAGGCGAUGGGGGAGGACGUUCUGAAGAAGGCCUCUGACGCUGUUGGAGAUAUAUUUCUGUAUUUGAGUGACGACGACAAAGACACAGCGUACGGGGACAAGACAUUAAGGGGGGAAGAUGUGUUGUUGGACAUCCAUGGGACAUUGAGCCCAACACAGUACGACACAGUGGCAAUGGAGAAAACACAACCUGUCGAUGUUGUGGGCGCUUUGUCCGGGGACGAAUAUACCGUCUACGGUCAUCGACGCCAACAUCUCGAGCCUGUCAAGUUUCCCUGUGGGUUUGGAGCACGUUGGUUUCCUCGAGAUGGAAAAGCGGUCCUUGAAGACGUUAUCUGCUCCCGGUUGCCGCUCACUAUCAUCGUCGUGUGUUUGCCGUCGCACAGUUUACAGGUAUCCGUCAAGGACAUCGUCGCACUCAUGGAUAGAUCCGGGGAGCUCAACGAUGAGGUUGUCAAUUUCUACAUGGCGAUGCUACUGGACGACUGCGGUCGGACUGCCGCUACCAUGAAGACAUAUACCAUGAAGACAUACACCUUUAACUCCUUCUUCGCCUCUUCACUGCUUCUGCGAGGUCCGGCAUUUGUUCUCAGAUGGGCCAAAGAUGUCGACCUCCUGUCUCAUGACCUCGUCUUGGCACCAGUGCACAAGGACGGCGAACACUGGAGCCUUUUGGCCAUUGACUUCUCUAGACGUGUUUUGGAAAUCUAUGAUUCUUUCUCGUGUUCGUCAUCCAAAGAUUCCUUCUACUCUGCACUUCUGGAUAAAACUGUUAAAUUUUUGAACACGAUGGCAGGUGCCGCCGGUGAUGGUCGCACUUUCGACCACUUCGCUCGCGAGGUCAACGUGAAAGGUGUCCCUCUACAGCACAACGGGGCUAGUUGUGGGGUGUUCAUGUUGAUGUUCGCUUCCUGUUUGGCAAGAGGUUUACGUCCACCUUUUGGUUUCUCCCAUAGACACAUCUCCUCUAUCAGAGCUAGACUAGCUUUGGCGAUUUGCGAUGUUGGUAGGUAAGCGUCUAUCUCUUUGUUGAUCAUGUAGUGUAGAAGGGUUGACGUAGAAGAACAUUUCCUUCUUCUCCGGACGAAAUUUGUUCCUUUUCAUUUUUUCCGUGAGAGACUGGUGGGUGUUCUCGGUUUGUUUCAAAGCAGAACUGGCUGUCACUGCCAAGAUAUCUCCGGGUGAGCUUGUCAUGUUCCCGGCGUGUUUGUCGUCGACAAUAUUGUUCUUUCUCAUUGGGUUUCAAUUGUCACGAACGU